UCCCACUACUCGUGUAUUUGGCAAGUACGCCAAUAUUUGCGUACUUGCCAAGUACACCAAGGUUCGAAUUCAAUUUAUAAAUAGGGCGCUCCCACUACUCCUGUAUUUGGCAAGUACGCCAAUAUUUGUGUAUUUGGCAAUUACAGCAGGUUUCGUUGCCUCUCGGUCUUCAGUGUUUGUUUUCUUUCCAUCAUGGAUAGUCGCGUAGUCGCUUCAGCAGCGUUUGUGGUAUUGAGUGGCUGCAUGAGAAGAAUUAAAGCUCAUCAAGUUCAGAAAGCAAAAAGAAAAAGAAGAUGGUGGAUGACUUCUUUGAGCAGAAGUCGAGAGAGGUAAGUUAAUACCUCUAUCUGUCCUGAUCUACCAAAAGCAAAUACCAUGCCUUUAUAUUCUCAAGAUUGAUACACUGGUCAAAAUUAUUUUUUUGCAGGUACAAUGUCUCCAUUAUGAUAGAGGACCUGAUUCGAGAACCGUCAGGAAGGUUGGAGAAUUUCCUGCGAAUGUCCUACACCGACUUCGAAUUUCUACUGAAUGAGGUGGGACAUAUGAUAGGGAAAAAAGAUACUCAGCUGAGGAAGGCAAUUUCAGUUAAGGAAAGGUUCUGCGUUGCUCUCAGAUUCUUCGCUAGUGGUGACAGUUUCGUGAGUUUGUCAUACCUCUUCAAAUUUUCACCACAAACUGUAUCCCGGUGCGUUUUCGACGUUUGCGAUGCAUUGAUUAGCGUUCUCAACCAUCAAAUAAAAAUGCCGAGAAGUUCAAAUGAAUGGAAAAAAAUUGCAAUUGAAUUCGAGAAUAGGUGGAAUUUCCCUCAUUGCUUGGGAGCUAUAGACGGGAAGCAUAUACUGAUUCAGAGCCCAAUGAAUAGUGGAUCAGAUUUUUUUAAUUACAAACACACUUUCAGUGUUGUUAUGAUGGCACUUGUGGACGCCAAUUACAUGUUCACAUAUGUGGAUAUUGGAUGCCAAGGCCGUAUAAGUGACGGAGGUGUAUUCCGCAAUACCGUUUUGGGCAGAAAACUCGAAGAAAAUAGACUGAUGUUACCCAACGAUGAAACUCUACCCAAUCAUACUCAAACUACUUUUCCUUACGUUUUCGUCGCAGAUGAUGCUUUCGCUUUGGGACCCCAUUUAUUAAAACCAUUCCAAGGAGUCUACGAAGCAGGCAGCGAUGAAAGAGUCUUCAAUUACCGGUUGUCUCGUGCUCGGCGCAUUGUUGAGAACGCAUUCGGAAUGCUAGCGUCGGUCUUCCGGGUGUUUAGAGCACCUAUGCUACUACAACCCGACAAAGUCAGCAAAGUAGCAAUGACUUGUGCACUGCUUCACAAUUUUUUACGGAGCAGUAAAGACUCUUCUGCUACCUAUGCACCGCCAGGCGCUAUCGAUACGGAGCAAGACGGCACAAUUAUUCCCGGCACAUGGCGAAGCGAUGUACAAAAUAUGACAUCUUUCCUACCCCUCAAAAAAAUACCAAGAAAAGCUGGUCGUGAGGCUCAGGAAAUAAGGAAAUUAUUUUGUGGCUAUUUCAAAACUACUGGAAAGGUUCACUGGCAGGACCGUUACUGUUAAAUAUUCAUUGUAC
Acanthoscelides obtectus is the source of this 1575-nucleotide messenger RNA. Lineage: Eukaryota; Metazoa; Arthropoda; Insecta; Coleoptera; Chrysomelidae. The record is from the annotation of a GenBank genome assembly.